Messenger RNA from Coprinopsis cinerea okayama7#130, 1035 nucleotides. RefSeq lists its product as hypothetical. Gene Ontology annotation, molecular function: oxidoreductase activity, acting on NAD(P)H. The transcript is spliced from 5 exons. The record is from RefSeq and is a predicted model, not a curated record. Bases 1 to 1035 code for a protein of 344 amino acids. NCBI's taxonomy places the organism in Eukaryota, Fungi, Basidiomycota, Agaricomycetes, Agaricales, Psathyrellaceae.
AUGUCUCAAAAGGCGCUAAUACUCGAUCGACAAUUUGGAGACUUCGUGCUCACAACUUUGCCAAUUCCAAAGCCGGAACGCGAGGAAGUCAUCGUCAAGAUCGAAGCUUCCGGGUUAAACCCAGUCGACUGGAAAAUUCAAGAUACUGGUCUCUGGGUGGAGAAGUAUCCCGUUGUUCUAGGAACUGAUAUUGCUGGAGAAGUCGUCGAACUUGGAGAAGGUGUCACAACUGUUUCUAAAGGCGACAAAGUCGUCCUCCAAGGUACCAUCAGAAAAGAGGACGGCAGCGAGGCGGGCUUUCAGCAGUACUGCAGAGCAGAUGUACACACCCUUGCAAAGAUCCCAAGCAACAUCACUGUCGCGGAAGCGGGUACGCUCCCUGUGGCCUUGACCUGUGCAUAUGUGGGACUUUAUAAUGUUAACCCACAUGGACGGGGCUUUGAGCCACCUCUAACCUCUGGGCGAGCCAAGUACGUCGGAGUCCCUCUCGUGGUCCUGGGAGGCGCGAGUUCCGUUGGACAAUAUGUUCUUCAGCUUGCCAGCCUCUCUGGCUUCAAUCCCAUUAUCACAACAGCCUCGACCAAGCACACCGAAUUCUUGAAGACUCUGGGAGCAACGCACGUUCUUGACCGAUCGCUCUCGUUUGAAGCAUUACAGUCUGCCAUCAAGGAGAUAACGCAGAGCCCCAUUGAGACGGUAUACGACGCCAUCUCUUCUGCCGAGACUCAGAGGGCUGGCCACGACUUGCUCGUCCCUGGAGGCCAGCUUCUCAUCACCCUGAGGCCAUCGAUCGAAGCAUCCGACAGCAAGACAAUCAUCGGCGUCUUGGGUGUCAAGCAGCUGCCACACAAUGUGAAGCUCUUGCGCGACUUCUAUUCCAAACUAGCGGAGUUUCUUCGAGAAGGCAUCCUCAAGCCAAACCGAGUAGAGACCCUCCCUAACGGACUGGGCGGUGUCAACGAUGGCCUGCAACGUUUGAAGCAUAAUAAAGUUUCCGGUAUCAAACUCGUCGCGCUUCCUCAAGAGACUCCUUAG